Molecule: messenger RNA, 936 nt
Organism: Cryphonectria parasitica EP155
Lineage: Eukaryota; Fungi; Ascomycota; Sordariomycetes; Diaporthales; Cryphonectriaceae
Exons: 4
Coding region: 118-936 (272 amino acids)
Source: RefSeq, a predicted model, not a curated record
UUAGAGAUUCUGGUGCAUCAAGUUUGCAAUUAAUUACAUCCCCUAUACAACCAUUUCGAGAUACAUCGGCAUCUACAGCUACAACUUGCAGGGCGUGUGCGGAGCAAUUCACAAGACAUGUCGCGCCUCAUAGAUAGUCUGCCAACUCCGGCUCAUGUCCGUGAGAAAUUGGUUAUAGUGACCAGCAGGAGUCGAUCUGGAACCUUUUCCCUGUACCAGGCUCUGCAAAUCCUGGGUUACAAGCCUUACCAUAUGUACGAGGUUGUGCAGACAAAUACACAUAUGGCCAUCUUCGAAGAGGCGUUGAGGUGUAAAUACUUCGGAGCUGGGAAACCUUACGGAAGAGCAGAGUUCGACAAGUGGUUUGCUGAUUACGACACAUUGAUCGAGAUUCCCGCUUUCUUCGCCGAAGACAUCAUUGCAGCAUAUCCAGACGCCAAGUAUAUUCAUGUCGACAGAGAUGUCGACAAGUGGUUGGUUUCUGUGCUGAAUAUCUGGCACACUGUGAGACCGCUCUUGAAUUCCACUGCAAUGAAAUUCAUGGCGCUGUAUGAUCCAUUCAUCAAACUCUUCAUCUCCCUGCACGUGACGAUACUUCGCUGCUUGGAUCAUGGUAUGCACAACGAAGAUCCCAACAUGGCCAUAGUCUUGAAAGAGGAUUAUCUCCAACUUACCGAUCAAGUCAAAAAGCUUGUCCCCAGGGAGAACCUGGCAUGCUUCUCGUUGGAAGAUGAGUUCGGCUGGGAGCAGAUAUGCCCGUGGUUAGGGAAACCCAUACCUGCUACCAAGUAUCCUCGAGGCAAUGCUCCGAAGGAGUUUCAGCAGCUCACUAUGAGGCUACUGGGUCCUUCUUUCGCAAAAGCGGCAGGCUUGGUAAUCGGGGCAGUUUCGAUCCCCGUAGGCGCUGGUCUGUGGUACUGGCUCAGGCUGAAAUAG